UCAUGAGGUGUUCCGUGUGUGGUGUGGCUUUUCUUUCUUUUCCUUUUCUUGUUUUUUUGGACUCUAAUAAAUGUUUGCACCACACGUGUUGAGAAAACUUUUUCCAAUGUUGAAAGGUCGAGCAAUGAUGUGAAGCUGAGGGGGUGUGUGUGUGCGUGCGUGCGUGCGGCAACAUCAUUAUGAGGCAACAUCUUGGAAAAUGUUGCUCUAGGUUUGUAUCUCUGCCUUUAGGGCAAUACAGAGAUAUUUGCUCUGCUUAGUAGCCUAAUUUCCGUCUGCACGAAAUUAGACCUUUUGAAUAAACCGUCUUCUCGGUGGGUGAAAUGUGGAGAAACAGAGACCCCUAGUGGCCAAACGCUGUUACAGCAUGUGACCAACACACAUGGCAGCGCGAAAGUGAAACUGAAUACUGUUCAAGUAACUGUUUAUAGCAACGGUGCGGAGUUUGCAGUUAGCUUGUGUUUGCUUGGCCUCAUGGUCUGCGUCCUGUAAUGGAGACCGACCGCCGGGAGGAAAGCUCCAGGAUCGUGGUCGUGUCCGGGGUGCCCGACCCGUUACCCGUCAGCAGGAUGGUCGACAAGCUAACUAUUCACUUCCUAAGCCGCAGGAGGAGUCGAGGAGGAGACGUCGAGGUGGUCACGUACCCCACCAACAUGGACGGAGUCGCUUUUGUCACUUUUGACAAAGCGGAAGAUGCAGAGAGGGUGGUGCGGAAGAAGCAGCAGCUCAUGAAGGACAACGAGUUUCCAGACGACUACCUCCUCACUGUGUUCCCCUUCACCAGAGAUAUGUUUUUGUACGUCCACAGCGCUACGGUCGACCUCUCCGUGUUCGGCAGAGAUCCGUCGACGCUGAUCCAGAGUCUGCGCUCGGCUCACAGGUCGCUGCAUUUCCGGCCUUCCCCGCAGCAGACGAAAGCCACCGUGGAGGGGCCCUUCUCCGCCAUCCAGGCCCUGAGGCAGGACCUCAUCCUCAGGGCCGGCCAGCAUAAAUCCGUCAAGGUCUCGGCUCGAGCUGCCGCCGUCAAACCGAGAGAAUCCCCUCUUAAUCCGAGGGUAAUGGCUCACCGCGAGGUUGUGGGCUCCGUAAAAAGCGGCGGUUCUGAAGCUAAGCCGGGACUCGGGGGGAGCUCACACGGCUUAUCGACGCAGGCCACAGGUGAGGCAGCCGAAGUCCAAAGCCCGCUCUUGAAUGGGAAAACUCGAACCGUCUCCCGGAGGCGAAAAGUUUCUCAUGAGAGUUUGGCCGCCGCCGGGAGCUUUUGCGACACACACGGCAACGGGGAAGAAGAGCCGAGGGAUCGGUCCAGGAGGGAAAUGCCCGCAGAAUAUAGGACAGAGCUGCUGAAUGCAGGGCUUACAUCUUCCUUAUCAGGCCUGGACCUGCACAGAGCAGAGGAAAUAUCAGCAACACAGCCAGCAGUAGACGGCACUUCAGAAAAACGCACCGGACCAGACAGGAUUUCAGCACCCGAGAUCAGGGGAGAGAAUACGACGAGCUCCUUCUACAGCAGAACCGACUAUCUGAAGGAUCCGGAUCAGAGCAGCUCAGCCUUGACCGCUAAGAUCCUCCGAACCAAAGAUGCCUCGAUGUCCUCCAAGAGCCAUGCGGAGGAUGCGGAAGAGCCGUCUGCUGAGGGGGACGCGUGCGUCUGGGUCGACUCGUACAUUUGCAGGUACAUCGAAAAGUUUGACAAGUGGGAGUUUGACAGAUGCUUGAGGGGCCUCGACGUGCGCGUCGUCCACGAAAGCGCCGACCUCACGCGGAUAUCGUGGACUGAGACGGGCUCAAGGACCUGGCAGGCAUCGGAGGACCUCAAUAGUUUGGUGGAGUAUUGGCUGCUGAUGUUAAGAGUUCAUCGGAUCGACUUGGACGGGCAGCUCGAGAGACACAAACUCAUUCAAAUCUGCGAUGAUGUGAAUGCGCUGUGCCAUAACGUUCUUUACUUGCUGGAGGACGCUUGCGUCAAAGUCAUCGGCACCUCGGUGUCAGGUCCCCGGUUCUGCAGGUGGGUGGAGGAUAGAGUCGCUCUACUCAAAGACCCUCUCAGGAUGGAAAGAAUGGGGCAUGAAUAAAUGUAGUAUUAUCAACGACCACAGGGUGGUGCAGUUGCGCUGCGUGUCACAAAAACCGGCUCCUGCAGUUUGUGUCUGAAAUUUACAUUCCUGUUAAACUCACGGUUAUUUUUUAAUUUUUGUAGUGAUAAUUACAACUGUAGAAUAUAAUAACAUUAAUUACAUGUGCGUCAAUUACUCGGACAACUCAGUUCAGUUCUCUUAUUAAAUAAAAUCGAAUGAUUUUCCUUUUCCCUUUGUCUCUAUGGUGAAGCUUCCCUUCUGUUUGUUGCUGGUUUAGUAAUCAGGUCUUUAAACAACCGGUGUUAAUCCACACGGUCUUAAGUCUUAAUUAACCUCCUCACACCUUAAUCACAAAAGAUAAUUAAAAGCAAAAAUUGACGGACGACAACCUGUCUCACAUAAUCACAUCUUCCUACUUUCUUGUCUACAGGUUAUUUAAUCAUUUAUUGGCAAUAAAUCAUUUUAUUUGAAGUGUUUUUAAUCUGAAAAGGAAAAUCCCCCUUUUGAGGCUUCAUGGUUUAGUAUGUUUUGAGUAAUCCCACCGUAGUUCUGCUGUGAUCAGUAUCAUGUACCAGCGUUGGACAGUAGGGGGCGGUGUGACACUUUCUCCCGCAUGCUGAACCGGUUAAAAAUAGAGACGCUGUAGCUGCCACAGUCCUGCUCAGUGAAGCUAUUAUGGAGGCCGGGGUUUGGCAAGCAGGGCGCAGAUUGGCAGGCGAAUGAUGUCAGCUGGACGUCCCAUUAUACACCCUAUCCCCUCCCCACACACACACACACACACCUUCUCCAAGGGAAAUACUGAUCCGUACAUGUGAUGUGUGAAGAUCCUCAGUGAAAUCGUCUCUCUCUGAGAUUAUUCAAAUGAGCUCGCUCCACAGCCUCGAUAAUUGAUUCAUUAUGUGGAAAUGAGCCACACAGCCGUAAUGAACGCACACAAACAGACAAUCACUCAUCUCCCUGACACACACACUCUCUGGGUUGUUACCAUAGGAACAUAGUGGAAGAGGUUGCUGAGCUGCAGCGCUGGGCGUCGUUAGGGGGAGGCUCUCGAACACAAUGGAAACAUCCAGGAGGA
Anarrhichthys ocellatus (wolf-eel) is the source of this 3153-nucleotide messenger RNA. RefSeq lists its product as uncharacterized. Gene Ontology annotation, molecular function: RNA binding. The transcript has 3 exons. Lineage: Eukaryota; Metazoa; Chordata; Actinopteri; Perciformes; Anarhichadidae. The coding region runs from base 492 to 2075 and encodes 527 amino acids. The record is from RefSeq and is a predicted model, not a curated record.